Molecule: messenger RNA, 354 nt
Organism: Penicillium bovifimosum
Lineage: Eukaryota; Fungi; Ascomycota; Eurotiomycetes; Eurotiales; Aspergillaceae
Product: cupin domain-containing protein
Exons: 3
Coding region: 1-354 (117 amino acids)
Source: RefSeq, a predicted model, not a curated record
AUGCCGUUUACCUACCUCGCCCAGGCGCAAUCCACCUACAAGCCGCCUCUUAUCGCCAACGAGAACGCCUUCUUGGGCGAUGUUGCCACCAGCGAGAAGGAAAACCCCAACGCACCCAUGUCUGCUGGCUUCUACCGAUUGGAGAAAGGCACACCCCUCGUUUACACAUACACCUAUGACGAGAUGAAGAUUAUCCUCGAGGGCUCAUUUGGCAUUACCGAUGAGACGGGCGCGACGGUCACGGCGACUAAGGGUGAUGUCUUUUACUUCCCGGCUGGAACCACGAUCACCUUCACGACGGAAGAUUAUGGAUUGGCAUUCUUCACCGGCCAGCGGAAGCAGGGUGGUGCUUGA